This is a messenger RNA of Arthroderma uncinatum, 2301 nucleotides long. Its product is annotated as putative endo-1,3(4)-beta-glucanase. Gene Ontology annotation, cellular component: cell surface. NCBI's taxonomy places the organism in Eukaryota, Fungi, Ascomycota, Eurotiomycetes, Onygenales, Arthrodermataceae. The record is from RefSeq and is a predicted model, not a curated record. Gene Ontology annotation, molecular function: endo-1,3(4)-beta-glucanase activity; glucan endo-1,3-beta-D-glucosidase activity. The transcript has 5 exons. Bases 1 to 2301 code for a protein of 766 amino acids.
AUGUUCGAUUUUUUGAAAAAAUGGACCCCAAUUCCACACCGACACCGCUCGACGCCUACCAAAGUGGUAGCAGGUCGUAAUUACGAUAACUCUACUGGCACUGGCCCUACCACGUCGAUUGCACCAGAACCAACAGCCAUGUCCGGCCAAGAUAUCUUCCAACCGAUCGCAAAGGAUCCUAUUCCCGCAAAUAUCAAGUCAAGGGGUGAUCAUCCAGUGAAGGCUAACCACAUUGAAAAUUAUUCUGGCCCAAUCUCAACGAAUAAAUUUUAUGCAAAUUUCUUCCUUGGUAAUCAGAAUUCUUACACCUUUACGCACCCUUAUUCUCUUGGCUGGGCAAAAGGAGAUAAAAAUGCGUCCAGCUAUGGUAUGUCCAUAUCUCACGUGGAACCUAGCCAAAGAGCGGAUGGAGAGCCCAAUAACUCUAUUCCCGGAAACCCGAUUAGAUAUUAUAUUAACCCCGUUGGUAUUAAAUCUAUCAUCAUCUCUGCCUCUGAACUCAAGGACUCAACUACGCUGUCAGUUUCGAAGCCCAAAGCAUUUUCGGCAGAAACUAUCCUACGUCCUAAGGCGGGAGCUACCGAAAGCAUUACUUUCCCCUUGGUUCAAGGCAUGGGAUUCAUUACCGGUAUUUACAACAAUCUACAGCCUGCCAUUCAGUCAGCCGUCCUAUUCAGAAAAUUAGAACCAGCUGGAUCCCCACAGGGUGGUAUCUUCAAGUACAAGAUCACAUUGGAAGAUGACAAGAACUGGCUACUUUAUGUUAUCCCCGAAAAUGGCUCAGAUCCAAAAAUGAAGCUUGAGAACAACAAGCUUAUCAGCGGUCCUACCGGUUUCAAGGGUGUUAUCCAAGUGGCUAAGAACCCAUCUAGCAGUGAGGGUGAGGGUAUCUAUGACAAGUCUGCAGGUUCCUAUGCAACAAACGUCAAAAUCACCGGUUCAGUUUCGGGUGAUGCCAAAGGUACCUACAAGCUUGCAUUCCAGAAGGCAGGAAAGGGCGGAUCCCUUGUGAUGUAUGCUCUACCACAUCUUGUGGAGUCGUUUGAUGAUGCUACAAAGAAUACCGUGAAAAACAUGAAGCUGAGCACCACUACCAAGGGCAUGGCCACGGCAUGUGUUGGAGAUUCGUGGACAAUGGUUGAGAGCAACCUCCCACUUUCAAUGGACUUUUCACCUUGGAAGGCUGGCGCCGGUUCGCAGUCUACUCUUUCUGAGGCAGUGAAGAACACAAUCAAAUCUAUUGCUGGAAAUGAGUUGUCCCAGGACAUGGGACCCCAGACCAACCUCAACAGCAUGUACUUCAGCGGUAAGGGUCUUAACAAGUUUGCCGGUGCCAUUUACACCAUUUCUGAACUUGUGGGAGACAAGGGCUUGGCCGCGGGACCCCUCAAUGGCCUGAAAGCCGCCUUUGCCCGUUUUGUCGAGAAUAAACAACAAAUCCCCCUGGUCUACGAUACUGUUUGGAAAGGUGUCGUUUCCUCUGGAACUUAUCAGAGCGGAGACAUUGGUCUUGACUUUGGAAACACUCUCUACAAUGACCACCAUUUCCACUAUGGUUACUUUAUCCUAUCCGCGGCUAUCAUUGGAAAAUUAGACCCUGCAUGGCUUGAUGCCAACAAGGCUUACGUGAACAUGCUUGUUCGGGAUUCUGGCAACUCCGUCGACAAUGAUGAAUUAUUUCCUUUCUCUCGCGCCUUUGACUGGUUCCAAGGCCAUUCCUGGGCUAAGGGACUGUUUGAAUCUUCUGAUGGCAAGGACCAGGAAUCCACUUCCGAAGAUACCAUGUAUGCGUAUGCUAUCAAAAUGUGGGGAAAGACCACGGGUGAUAAGAGCAUGGAAGCUCGAGGAAACUUGAUGCUUGGUAUCCUUGCAAGAUCUUUGAACAACUACUUCUUGAUGAAGAGUGACAACGUCAAUCAGCCAAAGAACUUCAUUGGCAACAAAGUCACCGGAAUUAUGUUCGAAAACAAGAUUGAUCACACCACUUAUUUCGGAGCAAACCUCGAAUAUAUUCAGGCAAUCCAUAUGCUUCCACUCCUUCCAAACUCUGCUUACACCCGAAGCGCAGAAUUCGUCAAAGAAGAGUGGGAUGCAAUGUUUGCAUCUGGUGCAGCCGCCCCUGCAGAGAAAGUAACAGGAGGCUGGAAGGGAGUUCUCUAUGCGAACCUGGCCUUGAUUGACCCCGAAGCUUCCUGGAAAUACUUCGCUCAGCCAAACUUGGAUCUUUCUACAAUUGAUGGUGGUGCGAGCCGUAUAUGGUAUCUUGCCUAUGCAGCCGGUCUCGGUGGUGGACCAAGAUGA